This is a messenger RNA of Lotus japonicus, 1250 nucleotides long. RefSeq names its product PLASMODESMATA CALLOSE-BINDING PROTEIN 3-like. Lineage: Eukaryota; Viridiplantae; Streptophyta; Magnoliopsida; Fabales; Fabaceae. The coding region runs from base 211 to 831 and encodes 206 amino acids. The record is from RefSeq and is a predicted model, not a curated record. The transcript has 4 exons.
ACCACUUUACAUCAAUCAAUCAGUACCUCUCUUAAAUUUUUGUUCUCACCUUCUGAUCUCACACACACACUGUCACGCACCCACCAGUACUCUCUCACUCUCUUUCUCUCUCAAAGACAGAGUCAUACUAGCUGCUGCUGCUGCUGCUGCUGCCUCUUCCACCGCCGCUUCUUCUUCCAAAUAACCCUUUCUUUACCCUGCCUCUUCCACAUGGCUUCUUUGCAUCUUGCAGUGCUGCUUCUUUUGGCCUUCACUGCCUCUUCAAGUGCCUCUUGGUGCGUUUGCAAGGAUGGAAACGAAGCGAGCUUGCAGAAAGCGCUAGACUAUGCUUGUGGAGCUGGGGCUGACUGUAACCCCAUCAAACAAACUGGCCCUUGCUACAACCCAAACACUGUCAGAGCUCACUGUAACUAUGCAGUUAACAGCUACUUCCAGAAAAAGGGUCAAGCACCAUUGGCUUGUGACUUUGCAGGAGCAGCCACAGUUUCUGCAUCAGAUCCCAGCACUACAGGUUGUUCCUACCCUGCAAGCGCAAGCGCCGUAAGCACUGGCACAACUCCUGGGACAACCACACCUUCCAUGGGCACUGGCACUGGCACUGGCACUGGCACUGGCACUGGCACUGGAACUCCUUCUUCCACAACAACAGGCUCCACCACUCCAUUCAGCUCAACUCCUGGUGUGUUAGGAGGGAUUGGCACUGGCAUGGGCCCUUCUGGAGUUGGCACUAAUUCAGAUGACAGUCAUGGUGGGCUUAGACUUGCAGACACCACUAGUUUGUUCUUAACAUCAUUCUUUUCAGGUUUGGUGAUGAUGGUAUUGCUGUGGUGAGGUUGAAGAGAUGAGUGGCUAUGCAUCAAUGCUAUGAUGGAUGGACAAAUGUGGUGCUGUAAUUUAGUGUGCAUAAAUGAGUAUGCAUGACAUUUCAGCAUGUUAUUUUCUAGGUGUUUUUAACUAGAGACAUCAAUCAGCUCUUGGUUUUAUUUUUUUUUUACUAUUCUUCUCCCACUAUGUCUUACUUUCCUUGGGUAAAAGAAGGGCUUUUAAUUCUACCCAUGUAGUGCUAUGGUGAAUCUGUACUCCCAUCUCAGUAUCUACUUAUCUGUACAUCGAAGAUCUAAGGGUUUUAGUAAAUUAAUAAUGUGAUGUGAAUGUAGGUUCCCCUAGUUCCUAUUGGAUAAAUUUGAUGAACAAAACAAAUACUAAUAAAAAUAAGAAGUGGCUAAAUAUCCAAGCUGAGUGGCAAAUUA